AUGUCAGCGAAAAAAUGGGCGAUCGCAACUCGCUUCGCCAAGCUCUCGAACGAGCUCAAGACGAAUGUGUACAACGACCUCGGGAUACAGAAGCUUGCCAAAGCAGAAAUUAUCAAUGAAGAACUUACCAACGACAUUUUGAAGCGGCUAUCACCGUACCUCCAGCAAAACACCCCAGUCGACAUCCUCGAUCUAUGGCCUUCCUCGGGAGUUUUCUCCUCUCAAGUCAACAAAUAUCUCAAACCUCGUCGCCAUUUACUCGUUGAACCGAACAAGAAAAAUUACGGAAAAAGCCUGAAGCGGCUUGUCAAGGGCGGAGGAGGGUACGAGAUGGUCUCCCUGGAUCCCUAUUCAUUAUAUGAUUGGAGCGAGGUGUUCGCCAAACAUCUACCCGAACAGGGGCCUCCAAAUACAGAAGGCCAAGUGUUGCCCAGAAACGACACACUGCUUGUCUUGGCCAACAUACCUGAGCAGCGCAGCAUAAGAGACCAUUUUACACCGUCGCGAUGGUGGAGCGUAAUGAUGGAGAGUUGUUUGAACCAGAGAGGAGUGCAUAUGUAUGGCAGUGUUAGAAUACUGGCCUCACUUCCGGGUAACAGCAAAUGCAGCGUUCUCCCGCGCACCGUCAUAGACCGCAGACGGACAUCCAUGUUGACGGAGACCGUGGCACAGCACGCGUUUGAAGUGGCUAGCACCUACGAGAACGAAACCUGGCAGAGCUUAAAGCACUGGGAUAAUCUCGUGCUCAACAGGGAGCGAGUCGCUGAGCGAACCGCUGCAAACAACAUCAUCACCCCAGCUGGUCGGGAGAUACCUCCACUCGAAUUGGCACCAAAGAGUCCCCGACCAGGAAAGCUCUCGCAGAUGUACAUGCUUCGACCACGCGUGGAAUGGCAUGACACUGUGAUGGACCGUAUUGCCAAGGAGUCGAGCACGAACAAGGUCGUCAGACGGGAUGCACAAGUCGCUUUAUACUCUCUGAACCUCGACAAUAAACAGGCGUGGUGGUGCCACCACGUCGCAAAAAUCGAACUCGAAGAGGACGAAGCUAGUCGGAGUUUGGCACGCAUAGCUGCCGACACCAGCAAGUAUCCGGAAGAGCUCGAGAGGGCUGAUAAACGAUCUGCGGGAAUGCGGGAUACUGUUGAGAAAUUGCUCCAAGGCACCCAUCACCGCGUGAUGAGGGGUCAUGACCGCGUAGCAGACGAUGGCCGUGUCUUGAAUGACGCCGGCUCUUUCGACAACUCUAUGCUCAUCCACGACCGGCGGCCAUUCGAAGCGCUGCGUAUUCACCCGGAUGACCAGUUCCCUCGUCUGCCGCGAACCAUUGUCUACUUUGAAGCAGAUCCCAACCCCCCUGUGGUACAGAAACUCAGUCAGCUCUCAGACGAGAAGCGCGUCGAGCUGGUCGAGCUCUUCGACACCCUCUCGUCGAUUUCCAGCACUCGCGACCAACUGAAUUUGGCUGAGCUUUACAACUUCAUCUUCCCCUUACGAACAGCCAACGAAAUCGUCAAGGAGUUCCCAAUCCUCGCCAAGUACGCCAUGAAGCGAUUAAAGCCAGGUUACGGCACCAUGCCGCUGCCGGACCCUACAUUGGAUCCGAACGAUUGUUUCCAAGAGAACAUCGACUACGAUCUCUCUUAUGCACGGAUAAGGAGGCUGCCAGUCUCUCUUAUCUGGGACAUUCUUCUCCAGUAUCAAAACAGCGGGCCGGAUGUUUCUCCGAUGCAAUUCAAUCGACUGCUCGGAGGUACUCUGACCGGGGCCGUGACCGGGGGUUCAUCGGGGCAUGCCCUCAAACUGCGCUAA
Messenger RNA from Penicillium atrosanguineum, 1812 nucleotides. RefSeq lists its product as uncharacterized. The transcript is spliced from 2 exons. Bases 1 to 1812 code for a protein of 603 amino acids. NCBI's taxonomy places the organism in Eukaryota, Fungi, Ascomycota, Eurotiomycetes, Eurotiales, Aspergillaceae. The record is from RefSeq and is a predicted model, not a curated record.